CCCAUURGGCUCCACUAUACACGAAAUUGGACACGCGGUUGGRUUCUUUCACGAACAGUCGCGUCCUGACCGAGACGAGUAUAUUAAAAUUCUAUGGGAUAACAUGCUAGAAAAUAAAUGGGUCAGGGACCAAUUCGAAAAGGCCAAUGAGAAAUGGGUGGACAGUCGGGGCUUUAAAUACGAUUACGACAGUAUUAUGCAUUACUCAAAAUGGCAAGGCGCUAAAAACAAAAAAUCACCAGUGAUGGAAAGCAAAAAAAAGGAAGGCAAAAACUUUGGUGAAAAUAGGAAAGGAUUGAGCGCUGGUGACAUUAAGCAAAUAGGAAAGAUGUACAAGUGCAACGCUAAUGAUGAAAGCGAGCUACCGGACUAUGUCCCAAAACCAGGCGAGGACGAAGUGGGAGAAGAUAAAACAGAUGGACCAAAACCUGGAGACGUCGAAGAAUAGCGAUCACAUCAGUUCAUUAAAAUUCAUUGAAAGGAAAUAAAGAAUCUUCGGACGAAAAUAUAUUUGUAAUGCAUUUAAUAUGCCAUUAAAAAGAC
Messenger RNA from Exaiptasia diaphana, 543 nucleotides. Its product is annotated as nematocyst expressed protein 6. Lineage: Eukaryota; Metazoa; Cnidaria; Anthozoa; Actiniaria; Aiptasiidae. The record is from RefSeq and is a predicted model, not a curated record. The coding region runs from base 104 to 448 and encodes 114 amino acids. Gene Ontology annotation, molecular function: metalloendopeptidase activity. The transcript is spliced from 4 exons. Gene Ontology annotation, biological process: proteolysis.